This is a messenger RNA of Lolium perenne, 546 nucleotides long. The record is from RefSeq and is a predicted model, not a curated record. NCBI's taxonomy places the organism in Eukaryota, Viridiplantae, Streptophyta, Magnoliopsida, Poales, Poaceae.
AUGUUAGUGAGCGGCAAACUGGCUGAAUGCUAUCAUUAUCUUCUUGAUGCUGCCGUCAAGAUGUAUCAGUUAGGGAUUGAUUGGACGACUCCUGAGCAUGGUCCAAUAAACAGCGCCAAAAGAUUGUGUACUGUUAUAAGUCCUGAUGUUCCUAAUGGAGCUCAUGCAGCCAAAUCAUCAAAGCAUUGUGUUGUACUUGACAUCGAAGGAACAACAACUCCAAUAUCAUUUGUGACUGAUGUUAUGUUUCCUUAUGCUCGUGAUAAUGUGCGGAAGCAUCUGAUUUCUACAUACGAUUCUGAAGAAACCAAAGAAGACAUCGAAUUGUUGCGCAUCCAAGUUGAAGAAGACCUGAGAAACGGAGUUGUUGGGGCUGUUCCAGUUGCACCCAGUGAUGCUAGCAAAGAAGAGGUUAUUAAUUCGUUAGUCACUAAUGUUGAGUCCAUGAUCAAAGCAGACCGGAAGAUUACAUCAUUGAAACAACUUCAGGGUCAUAUAUGGAGGACUGGAUUUGAAAGCAAAGAACUGCACGGAGUUGUUUUUUAG